Molecule: messenger RNA, 1156 nt
Organism: Cadophora gregata
Lineage: Eukaryota; Fungi; Ascomycota; Leotiomycetes; Helotiales; Ploettnerulaceae
Exons: 4
Coding region: 137-1156 (339 amino acids)
Cellular component (GO): cytosol
Molecular function (GO): oxidoreductase activity, acting on NAD(P)H as acceptor; aldose reductase (NADPH) activity
Source: RefSeq, a predicted model, not a curated record
CAUGACGACUUCGCCUACUCUAUGGCAUUUUUCAUGCAGAUAACGACUAUAAUUUGUCUGUAUUUUGUCUAUAUAUCUAAUAGUAGUAAAGUACAGACAGGAUUCAGAUAAAUCCUGCAACAAACUUAUCCAAAAAAUGCAGACAAAUUGGCGUGUGUUAUGGGUACCUAGCAGUCUGCGCAAACUCUGGUAUAAACCUGUUCGACUUUCAGCUGGAGGCCCAAGAUUCUACUCUCGUGCCUUUACCCCGCCAACAACUCCGCGAUUUAUCAACAUGGCCAAUAUUCCCAGCUUUACGUUGAAUGAUGGAAAGGAGAUUCCUGUCCUUGGAUAUGGUCUAGGCACCGCUAAUUACAAGCGGGAUCCAAACUCGCCUGUUGACAAGGAGCUGGUGAAGACGGUUGUCUUGGCUAUCAAGACUGGAUACUACCACUUGGAUGGUGCUCAAGUCUACGGAAAUGAGACCGAGCUAGGCCUCGCCAUCAAGGAAUCAGGCGUUCCACGAGAGAAACUCUACGUAACCACCAAAAUCGACGGCGUCAAACCUCAAAACACCCAAGAAGCCUUCGAGACCUCCCUCAAGAAGCUCGGUCUUGACUACGUCGACCAAUACCUCAUCCACGCCCCCUUCUUCGCCAAAUCCCCAGCCGACAUCCAAGCCAAAUGGGCCGACCUAGAAGCCAUCCACGCCUCCGGCAAAGCAAAGUCCAUCGGCGUCUCCAACUUCCGCAAAUCUGAUCUGGAAGCCAUUCUCGAGACCGCAAAGAUCAUCCCAGUCAUCAACCAGAUCGAGUUCAACCCGUACCUGCAGCACGUCGAGCUGUUGGAGUUCCAGAAGAAGCAUGGUAUCAAGGCCAGUGCGUAUGCGCCUUUGACGGCUAUCACGAAAGCAGCGCCUGGCCCCGUUGAUGGUGUGUAUGAGAGGUUGGCGAAGAAGUAUGGGGUUACGACUGGGGAGAUUGCGUUGAGGUGGGUGGUUGAUCAGGGGAUUGUGGCGGUGACGACGAGCUCGAAUGAGGGGAGAUUGAGGCAGUAUUUGAAGAGUACGGAGUUUGAGUUGACGAAGGAAGAGGUGGAGGAGAUUACUAAGGAGGGGAAGAAGAAGAAUUUUAGAGGGUUCUGGACGUGGACCUAUAAGGAUGAUGAUUGGCAAUGA